Molecule: messenger RNA, 789 nt
Organism: Diospyros lotus (date-plum)
Lineage: Eukaryota; Viridiplantae; Streptophyta; Magnoliopsida; Ericales; Ebenaceae
Product: 60S ribosomal protein L24
Exons: 5
Coding region: 81-575 (164 amino acids)
Biological process (GO): cytoplasmic translation
Cellular component (GO): cytosolic large ribosomal subunit
Molecular function (GO): structural constituent of ribosome; mRNA binding
Source: RefSeq, a predicted model, not a curated record
AUUAGGGUUUCAUUCUCUAGGGUUCGCCCAACAGAGGACUCGGCACAGUAGGAAGAUCGACAACAGCGACAUCCGUAGCCAUGGUUCUCAAGACUGAACUCUGUCGUUUCAGUGGAGCCAAGAUAUACCCUGGAAAGGGUAUCAGAUUCGUUCGUGCUGAUUCUCAGGUUUUCCUGUUUGCCAAUUCAAAAUGCAAGAGGUACUUCCACAACAGACUGAAGCCUUCAAAACUUACUUGGACAGCAAUGUACAGGAAGCAGCAUAAGAAGGAUAUUGCCCAGGAAGCUGUAAGGAAGAGGCGCCGUGCCACCAAGAAGCCUUACUCCAGAUCCAUUGUGGGUGCAACCUUGGAAGUUAUCCAGAAGAAAAGAACUGAAAAGCCUGAAGUCCGAGAUGCAGCUAGGGAAGCUGCGCUCCGUGAAAUUAAGGAGAGGAUCAAGAAAACAAAAGAUGAAAAGAAGGCGAAGAAAGCAGAAGUGACGUCCAAGGCACAAAAGGCCGGAAGCAGGGGAAAUGUUCCCAAGGGUGCUGCACCAAAGGGCCCUAAAAUUGGAGGUGGCGGAGGGAAGCGUUGAACGAGUGCUUCAUUAGACCAUAGUAGUGAGUAGGAUGUAUGCUUCUUUCUGGGUCUUGUAAGAUUUUCAGUAUUAUGUCAGUGAAAGGUUUGUUGCAUUUGCAGUUCUACUUAUUUUUGCUUAAAGAGAAUUAGAAUAACUGAUUUAAUUUCAGUAUUCAUGUUUGGAUUCUUCUCAGCAAGAAAAGAGAUCCUUUUGCCCUUUUGAUUUGGUA